Messenger RNA from Microsporum canis CBS 113480, 1881 nucleotides. RefSeq names its product sorting nexin-41. Gene Ontology annotation, molecular function: phosphatidylinositol binding. The transcript has 6 exons. NCBI's taxonomy places the organism in Eukaryota, Fungi, Ascomycota, Eurotiomycetes, Onygenales, Arthrodermataceae. Gene Ontology annotation, biological process: retrograde transport, endosome to Golgi. Bases 1 to 1881 code for a protein of 626 amino acids. The record is from RefSeq and is a predicted model, not a curated record.
AUGUGGACUGAUGAAGAUAACAACCCGUACGGAGCGCUGGACCGCAAUGAAGACCCGCUAGGGGGAUCUUUUCACCCUGCCGCAAUGGCCCCUCCUGCAUAUGAAGAACGCCCUGCAUCUCCGGCUUCGUCAAGGUCAUCCACUCGCGACCCACCGGACUUUGUAUCGCGAACAGACACACCUGAUCUAGACGAUGAUGAGGACCACGGCGACCUGGACGAGUAUGCCGGCCAACAGCCCUAUCCGCGCAAGAAGGGGAUAUACGAUAGCAGAAUAGAGCAGAUUCUCUAUGAAAAUCCGGAACUACCCAUCCUCAUCACUCGUGCUGGGAAGAACAGCGAAACUGGCGGCAGUUUUAUAGUCUACACCAUUAGAACGGGCGAUCUUGAGGUUAGACGUCGAUAUUCCGAGUUCAGUUCGCUCCGCACAACCCUGGUCAAUCUACAUCCUACUCUGAUAAUCCCACCCAUCCCGGAAAAGCAUACCAUGGCAGACUAUGCUGCCAAACCCACCAAAGCAAAGGAAGACACGUCGAUCAUCGAGUUACGGAAACGCAUGUUGGCCGUAUUCUUAAACCGGUGCCGGAGGAUGAGUGAAAUCCGUGAAGAUGGUGUCUGGUGGAGAUUCCUGGACCCUAACGCAAGCUGGGGAGAGGUACUAAACUCCCACCCGGCAGCUUCGGUGCCCAAAAAUAACCUCAAGGCUCCUCCGCUGGAUCCAGCUAACCCGACACCCGCUCAUAACUGGCUCCCCGUUCCUUCAUCUUCUGCGAAGCUGAAAUCUACAGCGGCAGAAGUCUCCUCGGCUGGGACCCCGUCAUUCAUGAACCGGUUUCCGCCGUCGUCCAAGACUCUAAGCGAACAUGAACUGGAUCCUUACUUUAUUAAUUUUGAAGCUUCCACCAGGGAGCUGGAGCUUCUUCUUCAAGGCAGCGUCGAGAAAGUGAACAGACGAACAUUGACACAUCUGACUUCACUAUCAGCGGAUCUCAUGGAACUUGGUGCACGAUACAACGGGUUUGCCCUUUCCGAGCAGUCACCAACAGUUGCCGCCGCUAUCGAGAGAGUGGGCCAAGCCGCAGACAACUCGUAUAUCGAGACAGAAGAGCUGUCUUCCACUUUAGGGGCUACUUUCUCAGAACCAAUGCGGGAAAGUGCCCAGUUUGCGGGCGUUGUCAGGGGCGUCCUUCGCUACCGGGUCUUGAAACGGAUACAAGAGGAGAUGACCAGAGACGAGUUGAACAAGAAAGCCGCCCUGUUAGAUUCCCUUGAGCGAAGCGAGAUAGAGGCCCAGCGCAUCGAGGAAUACCUAAGCAAAGGGAGCACUUCACCAAAAACAAGGCCGGGACGCUCCUUAUCCGAAGCUUCCUCAACCAGCAACCCUGAACUAACACCAGAGUCUAUCCAGACGAAUGCAGAAGACACUGCGUCUAUCGACUCUGACUUCCCUCCAACCCACGGUGAGCCCGUUAACCGGCCGUCUGCAUCCCAGGGACUUCCCCACCGCCCUGUGGACUCAACCCCUAGCGGCCACCGCAAAUCCUCAAGUGGGAACUUCGUCACCAACAAGAUAUUUGGCCGUAUCAGCCAUGCCAUCCAUGGCUUUGCCGACGUAGACCCAGAACGGACACGCCGAGAUCAAAUUGGCAAGACAAAGGAGAGUCUGCAACAGUUGGAGCAAGCACUAAAGGUAUCCGAGCAAGACGUCAAGGACGCCAGCAGCGGUGUCCUCCGAGACCUCAAACGGUUCCAAAAGGAGAAGGAAGACGACAUCCGCAGCUACAUGGUUGCCUAUGCGCGAUGCCACCUUGACUGGGCCCGUAAGGGCCUGGAGACCUGGACCGAAGCGAGGGAUGAAGUCGAUAAGAUAUCUGUUCGAUAG